Haplochromis burtoni (Burton's mouthbrooder) is the source of this 447-nucleotide messenger RNA. Its product is annotated as lipopolysaccharide-binding protein-like. Gene Ontology annotation, molecular function: lipid binding. The record is from RefSeq and is a predicted model, not a curated record. NCBI's taxonomy places the organism in Eukaryota, Metazoa, Chordata, Actinopteri, Cichliformes, Cichlidae.
CCUUGGUCUUCUUAUUCUUCAUGGCUCAGCUCUGAAGAUGUUCCUGUGCUGUUGGCUGGUUCUGGGGGCUCUCAUCCCCGCAACCUUAAGCAUCAAUCCUGGAGUAAAGGUCAGGUUGACAGAAAAAGGCAUUGAAUAUGGCAGGCAACUGGGCAUGGCUGACAUGCAGCAGAAACUCAAUUCUAUCCAAGUUCCAGACUUUUCAGGGGAACAGAGGGUGUCUCCGAUUGGAAAAGUCCAGUACAAUUUGUCAAAUAUACGUGUAUUGAAGGUGGGAAUACCAAAGUCUUCAGUGGACCUGGUGCCAGGGACUGGAGUCACACUGUCUAUAGGUGAUGCCUUCAUCAGUCUGAAUGGAAACUGGAGGGUCAAGUACCUGCGAAUAAUAAAGCACAGCGGGUCUUUUGAAUUGAAUGUGAAUGGUCUCAGUAUCGCUACAACCAUCUC